Pipistrellus nathusii (Nathusius's pipistrelle) is the source of this 441-nucleotide messenger RNA. NCBI's taxonomy places the organism in Eukaryota, Metazoa, Chordata, Mammalia, Chiroptera, Vespertilionidae. The record is from the annotation of a GenBank genome assembly.
AUGGACACAGGACAGGUGAGCAGGGCCCGGAGCGGAGGGCCCUGCCCGGGGCGCGGCGAGCAGUGUCUCCAGCGCGAGGAGGCGGCCGUGAGGAUCCAGGCCUGGUGGCGCGGCAGCCGGGUGCGCCAGACGCUGCUGCAGGCGGCGCUGCGGGCCUGGGCCAUCCAGUGCUGGUGGCGGGCGGCGCAGGCCAAGGCGCUGGAGCAGAGGCGGCGCCUGGCGCUGCGGCUCUACACCUGCCAGGAGUGGGCGGUGGUGAAGGUCCAGGCCCAGGUCCGCAUGUGGCAGGCGCGCCGGCGCUUCCUGCAGGCCCGCCAGGCCGCCUGCACCAUCCAGUCCCACUGGCGCUGGCACGCCAGCCAGGCCCGCGGCCUGCUCCGGGGCUGCUAUGAGGUCAAGGCCAGCCGCCUGCAGCUGGACAUCGAAAUCCUCAUGGCCUAG